GGAUCCUGGGAUUCUCUGGUAAGCUUAGCGAGAGCAUCACUUUUGUUGACUGGGCUGUGCAGCAUACUAAUCGUCUUCCGUCUUACAGCUCAAGGUCUGGGCUUGGUAAAAAAGCAAAACGAACAAAAACAGCAAAGAUACCCUGUCUCAGUCUUUUGCGACGUCCUCAUUCCAAGUUUCUCUUUUUUUCCUUUUUCUGCGCCACUAGGCUAAAUGUCCGCCAUUGUACGAUAAUCUUUUUUCACCGGGAGCAAAUCUUGUCGCCCUUGCUCCAUAAUGUACUAUCUCGGAGUACCGGCAAAGUUACCACGAAACGAAAAAAAUCACGGGGCAGUCAGGGUGCCUAGACAUGUCGGGGUUGGGGAUUCUGCCGCCUUUCCCAGCUGGGUGUGACGAGAAAGAAUAAGCCAAGAAAAGAGCAGAAUGCCAACAAGAACCGACAAUGCUCGACUACUGGUGCGGUGGGUUGUAAUAAUGCUAUUGAUGUUUGAGACCUCGGGAUCGUUGCACGGAUAUCAGUGCGUUGCUGGGCAAGAGGCAGCGCAUCUCACAUGUCAUCUUUUGAGCUUCGAAUAUUUGCAGGCCCCUGUUCUUAUGUAUUCGCGGGCUUGACUUUCUACUUAUGUUCUUUUCGAUCUCGCUUUACCCUUCACCCUUACUAACCCCAUCCCCCCCUCCUUCGAUGUCUUGUUCUUUUUCUUCAAUUUCUUACCUCGAUUACUACCAUGAUCGAGUAUUCUUUUGUUCACUUUUCAUUGUUUCCUUCUCUUGCCCCCUCUUUUCUUCUCUGACCUUUCUUACUCACUAUCUUCUGUACUUUUCUGCGGGUGAUGGAUGGAAAGGGAGGGAAUGUUUCCGGAUAGGCCAUGACGUUUUUCUUUUGACUCUUACUGCGAUCCCCUUCUGUUACUAAUCAUCAGCCUACGUCUUGAAAGUGUCGGUUGUGUCAUUUGAGUGUUUUCAAGCGGGCUUUUUUUUUUUUUUUUUUUUUUU
Messenger RNA from Aspergillus welwitschiae, 993 nucleotides. RefSeq lists its product as uncharacterized. The record is from RefSeq and is a predicted model, not a curated record. The coding region runs from base 623 to 913 and encodes 96 amino acids. Lineage: Eukaryota; Fungi; Ascomycota; Eurotiomycetes; Eurotiales; Aspergillaceae. The transcript has a single exon.